Messenger RNA from Parus major (Great Tit), 2311 nucleotides. It is a transcript of the gene UCP3, whose product is annotated as uncoupling protein 3. The record is from RefSeq and is a predicted model, not a curated record. The coding region runs from base 976 to 1956 and encodes 326 amino acids. The transcript is spliced from 6 exons. Gene Ontology annotation, molecular function: oxidative phosphorylation uncoupler activity. Gene Ontology annotation, biological process: mitochondrial transmembrane transport; response to cold; mitochondrial transport. Gene Ontology annotation, cellular component: mitochondrial membrane. Lineage: Eukaryota; Metazoa; Chordata; Aves; Passeriformes; Paridae.
GCAGCACAUCCUGAGGGACCUUUCUGCAUGUUGGGCUAACAAGCACCAAGGGUUAAACAUGCAGAGUUUCUUAAAAAUGGAGGAAAGGGGGCAUUUCUUCACUCCACCUUGGCCUCCAGCCUCGUGUCCUGAACCUGGGCCCUCUCUGCAGCCUCAGAUCAGUGCCUGGCCACGCUCUGAAGGGCAUCAUGGGUUUGAUGGAUUUCACUCCAAGGUGCUCACCUGGCCCCUGAGCUUGGGGAACACAUUCCACCAUACAGAGGCAAUCCUGCUAGGAGCCUAGGAUGGAUUGUGGCUCGUGGUCUGUGUGGGGCAAAGGGAUCCAACCUGCCCUGCACAAAGAGCUCAGUGCUGCACUGCCUCCGAAACACUUGUAAAAACUUGGGAUGAAAGUUUUCUGCAUCUCGUCCUUCCCAGAGUAGUUUUAGGGUAAAAACCAGCAUUCCUCCCCAGUCCACUGCAGGGGGUCUGGGCAGGACCCCCCUCCCCAUGCCUGGGCCCGGUGAGGGGGGCAGAGGGCUGAAACAGCCACCUCAUCACAGGUGCCAGGUGACCCAGUCCCAUCAACUGAAAUGCCACCGGGGGAACACUGUUUUCCUGUCACCCGAUCCCUGGCUGCUGGAAUGUCCUGGCUGCUAUAUAAGGUUGGGGCCAGGGAGACGGCUCUCAGGGCACUGCCUGUGCAAGGCAGGAGCUGGAACGCUGUGCCGAGGUCCCUACGGUGAGGCCACGGAGGGACAUGGCUCUGGGCAGGUCACUCUGGGGGAGAUGAUCUCACCCAGCAACCCCUGUUAUGGCUGGGGUGGGAUUGGGAAGGGUAGGCAUUGGUGAUCCCAUGCUUAGCAAGUCCUGUGCCUCAGCUUCUCUGGGAUAAAAGGGAGGAGACAGGGCAAGAUAUGGUUUUUGGGACCAAAGCCAUCAAGAGCUGCCACGGCACCGUCUCCGAAUGGGACACCCACGAGAAGCCCUGUCCUGAUGCACCCUCCUGCUUCCCCCACAAGCCCCUCCUCUCCUUCCAGCCCCUCUGCCGCCAUGGUGGGUCUGAAGGCCCCUGAGGUGCCCCCGACGGCCGCCAUGAAGUUCAUCAGCGCAGGGAUGGCCGGCUGCAUCGCUGACCUGUGCACCUUUCCCCUGGACACCGCCAAAGUGCGGCUGCAGAUCCAGGGCGAGGUGAGGAUCCCCCGGACCAUCAGCUCUGUGGAGUACCGGGGUGUUUUGGGGACGCUGAGCACCAUGGUGAGGACGGAGGGAGCCCGCAGCCUCUACAGCGGGCUCGCAGCCGGGCUGCAGCGCCAGAUGAGCUUCGCCUCCAUCCGCAUCGGCCUGUACGACUCUGUGAAGCAGCUCUACACCCCCAAGGGUGCUGAGAACACAGGCAUGGCUGCGAGGCUCCUGGCUGGCUGCACCACGGGGGCUGUGGCCGUGGCCUGUGCCCAGCCCACCGACGUGGUCAAGGUCCGGUUCCAGGCCAGUGGGGCCCUGUCAGAGAGUGCUCGCCGGUACAGCAGCACCGUGGACGCCUAUCGCACCAUCGCCAGGGAGGAGGGGAUCCGCGGGCUCUGGAGAGGGACGCUGCCCAACAUCGCUCGCAAUGCCAUCAUCAACUGCGGGGAGCUCGUCACCUACGACCUCCUCAAGGACGCGCUGCUGCAGGCACAGCUCAUGACAGACAAUGUCCCGUGCCACUUUGUGGCCGCCUUUGGGGCCGGGUUCUGUGCCACAGUGGUGGCAUCACCGGUGGACGUGGUGAAGACGCGGUACAUGAACGCCAGCCCCGGGCAGUACCGCAAUGCCCUGAGCUGCCUCCUGGCCCUGCUCAUGCAGGAUGGCCCCGCCGGCCUCUAUAAGGGCUUCGUCCCGUCCUUCCUGCGCCUGGGCUCCUGGAACGUGGUGAUGUUUGUGUCGUACGAACAGCUGCAGCGCGCCAUGGCGCUGGCACGGCCGGCCCUGGCCUGAGCCCCUCGGCACCUCUCGCCAGCCCAGCGAGGAUCAGCAUCAAUUAUAUUAAUUGCCAAAGCGCCGGGGAGCAGCGAAGCCGCACGCUCGGGGAGGGACCAGAGAGACAGAAAGAGGAAAGGAUGCUGUUUGAGGAGAAACGUGGGAGAAUGGAGGUUUUCAGAGAAGAGUUUUAAGGAAACUUUUAAAGUUUUAAAGGAUGAAGGAAAAAAUGUUUGUUGGCUUUCCACCUGGGAAGAACUUCCCGAGGGCAGUGGUGUAGGCAGGCAGGACCAAGCUGAGGGCCAGAGAAUUCCUGUUAUUCCUUACUGGCGCUUCCAUUAAACCGCCCCUAUGGGGUCUGAUCACAGCGUGG